Molecule: messenger RNA, 6449 nt
Organism: Coregonus sp. 'balchen'
Lineage: Eukaryota; Metazoa; Chordata; Actinopteri; Salmoniformes; Salmonidae
Source: the annotation of a GenBank genome assembly
CCGACUAGCACGUGAACGCGGUAUCAUUCCCUCUCUGCCUGCUGCAGCUGAGCACUGUCUUCGGCUUUUGAUCAAUGAUUGGCUGGGCAAAUAAUGGGCGGGCUUGAGGAAAGAAUUGGCAUUGCCACUCUAGUCCAGCUCCAGUCCAGCUUUUCACUCUUUUACAGUUCAGUUUGGUUCCAGAACAGGGUACUUUUUUUCUCUCCUCCUCUCUCUCUUUCCUUCUCUUCCUCUGCAACCAACCAUGAGGAUCACCUUGGUGACAGUGGCCACGGCGAUGGUGUGUUUGAUGGGUGUCUAUGGAGACGUGCAGCCUCAGAGAGACUUCGACCUGCAGAGGGUGAGACCAGAAUCAAAUCAAAUCAAAGUUUAUUUAUUGCGUACACAGAGCGCAAUGUUAAAGCAGGUGCAGCGAAACACUUGUGUUUCUAUCUCCAGCAGUGCAGUAAAUAUCUAACAGUACAAUACUAAUACACAAAUAAUCAACAACAAAAAAAGAAACAAGAAAUUAAGAAAUAUCGGAAUGAGCAAUGUCAGAGUCCAUGCUGCUUCCUUCUUUCAACUGCUUGCUUUCAUUACCCAGGAUGCAUCAGUGAAGCUCCGCUUCCACAAGACAUUUCACAUCACACUAUCUGUGUAAUCUAAUCUUUGAGGGAAAUAAUUAAGCUAAUUUUAAGGGGGCAAUAGUAAACCCUCUUGGCCUACUGUUGUCUUGGUUUUUCAUUAGGUGGCACAUAACUUUAAAGGGCAACUACACUUCCUGAUUUGGUUUUAGAUUUGGUUCAUUAAGAAAUGCUGGCGGCCAUGUCUGAAUUAAAACGUGAGUUGGUUUCGGGGUGUGGUUUGAUGUGAUGUCUCGUGUGUGUGUUGGUAGGUGGGAAGAGUUAGCCAAAUUAUUUAGCCAAUUAGCUUCAGCCAGCUGGUGUGCGAGCGUGGCAAAAUUGGUUUGACUUUGGAUAGCCUAUAUACGGGGCUAGUUACGGGCCGUCAAUAAAUUACACAAUAUAAAUUAGUCAACAUUUUCAUGAUGCACACCUUUGAGUUUUCUCAUUAAAUGCUUUCAAUAUUUGUAUAUUAAUUUCUACAAUUUUAUAAUUGGUUUGAGGUUUUAAGUCAUUGAAAUGUUUACAUAUUGUCCCACAGGCAUUACAAUUGGGUCGCGUACAGCUGCACUCCGAAUUGAUGAUUACUUGUGUGCUGCCAGCUGGGGGCAUGUGGGCAGGAUUGAGACAAACCCAACCUUCAUUUAUGUUGUGAUUCAAUCACGACCACAAGUCUCACAAAACUCUGUUUUGGACAACACUGAAUUUAUGAUCAAAAUUAUCCUAUUUACACUUUUUAGUCAAUUUUGACAGUAGAAUAAAUGUUUCUGACUCAUAUCGAUGCCACAUAGGCUGUUUUCUAAAUAAGAAAUUGUUUUUUAGGGGCAGUUGCUCUUUAACCUCGACCUCUAGUACGUGAGUCUAUUAUUUAAAUAAGUCCUAGACAUGUUCCCCGACCCCACAUUAGGACAAAGGCUGAGGCUGAACUCAAAGCAAACAGUGCUAGGGGUCAAAGGUCAGGUGGACAGCAGGGUUGCAACACAGAUAGAAUGACUGGCAAUGCGUGCCAAGUUCCCUCGGCCCAUGGGGUGGACACACUGGACAGACACACACAUAGAACUAACUGCCUUAUGAUAUAAAUAUCUAAAUGACUUAGAGACUCUUCCUGUUGUUCACACUGUUAAAAGAGACAAAUUGCUGCUGCCCUAUGUACAUAGACAUGGAACACUGGCCACUUUAACAAUGGGACACUGGUCACUUUAAUAAUGUUUACAUACUGUUUUACCCAUUUCAUAUGCAUAUACUGUAUUCUAGUCAAGGCCAUCCUAUUCAACUAUUGCUGUACAUAUGCUAUUCUAUCCACGUAUUCUUCAGGUAGGUUUGACUCCCUAUGUGUAGCCUACUGUCUGUAUGUUAUGUUCAGUUUGCACAAAAUGCCGUAUGACUGGGUAGGGUUACUCUUAUAGAGUAGCUCUGAUAGAGCAACUCCAGUGGGUUUGACUCCCUCUGUGUGUUUUUUAUUUAUUUAACCUGUAUUUAGGCAGGGAAGUCCCGUUGAGACCCAUGUCUCUUUUGUAAGGGAGCCCUGCAUCACAAAAGCCGCAAACAAUACAAACUGUACUGUCUGCGUGUUGGCCUGGUGUAUGACUCUCAAGGCUUAGGUAGGGCUCUGGUAGAGCCACUCUGGUAGGUUGACUUGUAGGUUUGACUCUGUCUACAGUGCAUUCGGAAAGUAUUCAGACCCCGUGACUUUUUCCACAUGUUGUUACGUUACAGCCUUAUUCAUCAAUCUACACACACUACCCCAUAAUGACAAAGCGAAAACGUUUUUUUAGACAUUUUUGCACAUUUAUUAAAAUUAAAAACUGAUAUCACAUUUACACAAGUAUUCAGACCCUUUACUCAGUAUUCGUUGAAGCACCUUUGGCAGCGAUUACAGCCUCGAGUCUUCUUGGGUAUGACACUACAAGCUUGGCACACCUGUAUUUGGGGAGUUUCUCCCAUUCUUCUCUGCAGAUCCUCUCAAGCUUUGUCAGGUUGGAUGGGGAGCGUCGCUGCACAGCUAUUUUCAGGUCUCUCCAGACAUGUUAGAUCGGGUUCAAGUCCGGGCUCUGGCUGGGCCACUCAAGGACAUUCAGAAACUUGUCCCGAAGCCACUCCUGCAUUGUCUGUGUGCUUAGGGGCUUUGUCCAGUCUGAGGUCCUGAGCGCUCUGGAGCAGGUUUUCAUCAAGGAUCUCUCUGUACUUUGCUCCGUUCAUCUUUCCCUCGAUCCUGACUAGUCUCCCAGUCCCUGCCGCUGAAAAACAACCCCACAGCAUGAUGCUGCCACCACCAUGCUUCACCGUAGGGAUGGUGCCAGGUUCCCUCCAUACGUAACGCUUGGCAUUCAGGCCAAAGAGUUCAAUCUUGGUUUCAUCAGACCAGAGAAUCUUGUUUCUCAUGGUCUGAGAUUCCUUUAGGUGUCUUUUGGCAAACUCCAAGCGGGCUGUCAUGUGCCUUUUACUGAGGAGUGGCUUCCGUCUGGCCACUCUACCAUAAAGGCCUGAUUGGUGGAGUGCUGCAGAGAUGGCUGUCCUUCUGGAAGGUUCUCCCAUCUCCAUAGAGAAACUCUGGAGCUCUGUCAGAGUGACCAUCGAGUUCUUGGUCACCUCCCUGACCACCUGAGCAAGGCCCUUCUCCCCCGAUUGCUCAGUUUGGCCGGGCGGCCAGCUCUAGGAAGAGUCUUGGUGGUUCCAAACGUCUUCCAUUUAAGAAUGAUGGAGGCCACUUUGUUCUUGGGGACCUUCAAUGCUGCAGAAAUGUUUUGGUACCCUUCCCCAAAUAUGUGCCUCGACACAAUCCUGUCUCUGAGCUCUACAGACAAUUAUUUUGACCUCAUGGCUUUGUUUUUGCUCUGACAUGCACUGUCAACUGUGGGACCUUAUAUAGACAGGUGUGUGCCUUUUCAAAUCAUGUCCAAUCAAUUGAAUGUUCCACAGUAGGACUCCAAUCAAGUUGUGGAAACAUCUCAAGGAUGAUCAAUGGAAACAGGAUGCACCUGAGCUCAAUUUCGAGUCUCAUAACAAAGGGUCUGAAUACUUUUGUAAAUAAGGUAUUUCUGUUUUUAUUUUUAAUUUUUUUUAGAAUAAGGCUGUAACGCAACAAAAUGUGGAAAAUGUCAAGGGGUCUGAAUACUUUCCAAAUGCACUGUAUUUGUUCAGUUUGCAGGGAUGUGGUACUGUGUGGGCCUGGCUUAUGACUCCCCAGGCUUCAACUCCUACAGAUAUAGUACCCUUUCUACCCUCUCUGUCAAUCUGUUUUAUCUUUAUCUAGGUUUCUCUAUGGUUUCUACUCUCUCUGUCUGUGUAUUCAGUUUGCAGGGAAGUGGUACCGUGUGGGCCUGGCGUAUGACUCCCCAGGGUUCACUGCCCUAUACAGAGACAAGCUGAGAGUGUCCAUGGGCAUCCUGAAUCCACAGACCAACGGCAAUGUCAACCUCACCAUGUGGACCCAGAGGUGGGCAGGAACACAUAAUUAAAUACAACACUAGAAUGAACAUUGGCAUCCUGGCAAAAUAACUACAGGACAGACAUCUUGAUCAGGUCAUUGAAAAUGUACUAAAAAUGGGCAUGCACAUUCAUAUCAUAUGUUAUUUUUUGCUUGUGUGAAGAUCGUCAGGUUGCCGCAGUAAGUUUUACACGUACGAGAAGACAGCGAUACCUGGCGCCUUCACCUAUUUCAGCACCCGUGAGUCUUCUGUCUGCCAGCACUAAUGCAAUGCAUCCAAAUAACAAACCAGCAAAACUGUACUGCAGGGGUCUUCAACAGGUGGCAAAGUUCGAGCCCACAGGUGAUUUCUGAGCAAUUUCUUUUAUAAAAAUCAACUCAAUGUGAUUUUAAUUUAGGAAAUAUCUUCCCAAGUAUUCCCACACAUAAAUAGAGAGACAUAUGUGAUGGUAUCACAAUGUAAUCAAGGUUUGAAAUUAUUAUGUUUUUGUCAAAUUCUAUAUCUGUUUGGGAUCUUGCGGUCAAUCUGCAGUGUACAAUUGAUUUAUAAUUAUUUUUCUGCACCCCGACCAUCCGCUCAAGACAAAAUCAUCCCACAGCUGAAUGUAGUUGGGGACCCCUGCUGUACAGAGCUGGUGAUCUUUGAGUUGGUAUUGUAAGUCGUUAAAAAAUAUAUAUAUAUAUAUUUGUGUUUUUCCAGGCCAUAACAAAGUGAAGGACAUCACGGUAGUGGAGACCAACUAUAAUGAAUAUGCACUGGUCCUGAAGCACAAGAAGAUGGACAGAGAGUACACACAGGUGGCCCUCUAUGGUAAGUCUGCUCUUCAGGUAGAGGUGUGACCGACCAGGUUUAAACCUGGGUCUCCCGUGCACCAAAAGACUGUGCUAGCCCACUGAGAUUAAGUCUAGGCCCAAGAUUUUGGCAAUUAGGCCGUUUUUUCUACUUACCCAGAGUCAGAUGAACUCAUGGAUACAUUCUGUAUGUCUCUACGUGCAGUUUGAAGAUCAUUUAACUUAGCUUAUUGUUAGCUUAGCGCAAUGACUGGAGGGCAAGGUUCACCUAACCAACUAUGUUAUGUAGGCUUAGAAUGGGGCAAUAUGCUCAUAUACCAGGCAGAUCUCUCAAGAGUGAAUUUGAAAUUGAACGUCUAUCUAUGUACUGAGGACGUUAAAAAAAAUGCCUUCAAAACCGGCCACUAGGGGCAACUGUGAGCACUAUUACCAUCAAGUAGGCUUGGGUUUUGCCAGGGCGUUGUCGACGAGGGUGGCGGAUGAGCGUAAUCCCAUGACUUCAGAUAGAUGUAAUCCCAUGACUCCAGAUCAGAAGGUCAGGUGUUCAAUCCCAGUAUUGGACACUCGUAUUUAUUACAAAAUGUUUAACCCUUACCUUAACCAUUCGGAAUGAGUGCCUAAACUUAUUGUUUUAACCCUAUCCAAAACCUUAACCCUUAACCUUAACUUCGAAAUUUGACAUUUGGAGCAACUUCAAAAUUGGACGUUUGGAGAAACGGAACAAUGCUGAGCAGGAGGAGUCAACUCAGAGUGUCAAAAACACUUUCAAAUUUGACAUUUGGAAAAACAUGGAUAAAUGUCUAAUUCUGGAGUGAGACUGUACAUUGUAUUUGUGGAAAUAUAUAUUUGCUUCUAUUAAAUGUUGCCAUUCGCCUGUAUGCCUGCAGGUCGUUCUCAGAAGGUGAAGAAUGAUGUGAUUCAGAAGUUUAGAGAUUUCGCCACAUCUCGUGGAUUUCCUAAGGACGCCAUUCUGACCCCACCACCUGCAGGUAGUAGCCUAAGUAUGGAGACACACACACAUACACACAGUCCCUACAUUUCUCGUCUCUAAGCUGUACGACUGAAAGCAGACAGUCUUGUGUGUAUCACAACGUUGUUUUGCUCUUUGUUGUUUACAGAGAACUGUCCUCCCGCUGGACGCUAGGUGAGUCAAUGGACAUCCUUUCUACAGACAUGUUGUUGAUAACUGACUACAAUGACUGGAACACCUGAUAUUUGAAUGAACUGUCGGUUUUGUUUUUGUGUUCUCCUUCAGAUCAGAACAACAUCAUGAUUGAUUUGCUUCGCCUUACCAGUUUCCCAGCACUUAUUAGACAUUCGUCUUUCCAUUGGAGUACAGCAUCAGGAUUUGCUUCACCUUUACACCAUACGUUUCACUGUUCAACAACAGAACUUCAUCACGCUUUACCGCACACGUGGUAAAUAGUAUAACAACUAAUGAUAGAUGCACUUUUAGACACCCCAUCUUAUUUUAUUAUCUAUAUCCUCUCUGAUGUCUGUCUGUCUCUUGUCCCCUCAGUACAACGGACUGUUACAUUCGUUUUCCAUUCUGAAUCCGAUAAACAAGGGACAUCAUUGUAUUGUGUAACGCUGCUAUGGCUGAAUAAAUGCUAGUGUUCCUCUGUCUA